Molecule: messenger RNA, 306 nt
Organism: Prorocentrum cordatum
Lineage: Eukaryota; Dinophyceae; Prorocentrales; Prorocentraceae
Source: the annotation of a GenBank genome assembly
AUGCGGGAGGCGAAGCUGGAGCCCGACGUCGUCUGCUACAGCGCUGGGAUCAGCGCGUGCGAGAAUGGCGAGCAGUGGCAACGGGCGCUGGCGCUGCUGGGCGAGAUGUGGGAGGCGAAGCUGGAGCUCGACGUCAUCAGCUACAGCACUGGGAUCAGCGCGUGCGAGAAGGGUCAGCAGUGGCAGCCGGCGCUGGCACUGUUGAGCGAGAUGCGGGAGGCGAAGCUGGAGCCCGACUCAGCUACAACGCUGGGACCAGCGCGUGCGAGAAGGGCGGGCAGUGGCAGCGGGCGCUGGCGCUGCUGA